ACUCCAAAAUUGGCGGAGGGCGACAGAUUCGGGCCGGUUCGUUUCGGUUCAUUUGGAGGGAGCGAGCGCCUAAACAUUAGUGUCCCGCCGAUAACCGCGCCGCUUGCCCGCGUCAACCCUCGUCGUUGCGCACUGGGAGUUGGGCGGGCGCGGCGGAGCAGGAAAUGGAGGUGGAGAGAGCACGGCUUCUUAGUUUAGCGUACGAAUUCGGUUUCGAUGAAGAUGCUGCAAAUCAGUGCUUGGAUCGCCUUCUCGAUCUGUAUGGGGAGGAUGGUACAGAUUUUGUUACCGUGGAGCAUUGUGGUGAUGAUUUUCUUGUUGCAUUGGCUGAUUUUAACCAAGACAAGGAAGACUGGGAUGAUCUGCAAGCUAUUGAAACAGAAGCUUGUGGAGCUUUGAGCGACAUAUUCAUUGAUACAAUUCCGGAUGAAAAAGAAGGUAACAAAAUUGCUGGGAGAGUUUUUUCAUCAAACGAUAAUCAUUCACGUUUAGAAGUCAUAAGCCAGAAUGAUUGCAAUCUUUCUUCUGGAUUCAAGAGAAAUGAAGUUCACACAAUUGAACAACCCUCAAAACCAAGAGUGUAUGAAGAUAUAAGCAACUAUGGAGAAGUUUCAUCAAAUGUCCCUGGAGGGAUAGACUUGCAUGCAGUACAAGAUGGAUGUGAAACCCCAAGUUAUGAACAACUGCAGUCUAUGGAUGAUAUUUCUUUGGCAAAUGUUGUGGUUUUUGGUAACAAAACAUUUCGUGCUCUGCAGUAUCAGGCUUGCAAGGCGGCUAUGCAGAAGAAAGAUUGCUUUGUCCUUAUGCCCACUGGCGGCGGUAAAAGUUUAUGCUACCAGCUUCCAGCUAUUCUUCAUCUAGGAGUUACAGUUGUUGUCUGCCCCUUGCUGUCAUUGAUUCAAGAUCAAAUCACUACACUGAAUGUCAAAUAUGCGAUACCUGCAACCUUUCUGAACUCACAGCAAACUGCUUCACAAGCAUCAGCUGUAAUCCAAGAACUUAGAAGCUGUAAUCCUUCAUGCAAACUCCUGUAUGUUACUCCUGAAAGAAUUGCUGGGAAUCCGUCUUUUAUGGAUACUCUUCAAUGUUUACAUCAAAAGGAAUUACUUGCCAGUUUUGUUAUAGACGAGGCACAUUGUGUGAGCCAAUGGGGGCAUGAUUUUCGGCCAGAUUAUAGAGGACUGGGAUGUCUUAAACAAAAUUUCCCUAGAGUCCCUAUAAUGGCAUUAACUGCCACUGCAACUCAAUCUGUCCGUCAGGACAUAUUGGAUACUUUAAGAAUUCGUAAUGCCUUAGUUCUUGAGACAAGCUUUGAUAGACCUAACCUGAAGUAUGAAGUGAUACUUAAAAGCAAAGAUUCAUUAAAACAGCUUAACCAACUAAUAAAAGAUCGUUUCAGCAACAUGUCUGGCAUUGUUUAUUGUCUUUCAAAAAGCGAAUGUGUUGAAGUAUCCAAAUAUUUAACAAAAUGCAAGAUAAAAACAGUGCACUACCACGCUGGCUUGGCAGCUAAUCAGAGAGUUGCUGCUCAGAGGAAAUGGCAAACUGGAGAAGCUAAAGUUGUCUGUGCCACUAUUGCAUUUGGCAUGGGCAUAGAUAAAGCAGAUGUACGUUUUAUUAUCCACCAUACCUUGUCAAAAUCAAUUGAAAGUUACUACCAAGAAUCUGGAAGGGCUGGAAGAGAUAAUCUUCCAGCAACAUGCAUUAUUUUCUAUCAAAAGAAAGAUUUCAGUCGAGUUGUUUGCAUGCUACGGAAUGCAGAAGGUUCUAAAAGGGAGAGGUUUAAGACAGCAAUGGAUCAAGCAAAGAAAAUGCAAGGAUACUGUGAACUUAAAAAGGAAUGUAGGAGGCAGACACUUUUAAGCCAUUUUGGAGAAGCAUUCAACAGGAAUGCCUGUAUAACUGGUCCCAGUCCCUGCGAUAACUGUUCAAACUCUGUUCAGUGAGAACAUGGUCUGCUUUGGGAGCUCGAUCCGAACAGUUUCUCCUAUCUCAAUGAGCAGUUGAUUUGAGGUUAUCAGAGGCAUUGCAAACUCCAGCAGUGUUUGCCUUAUUCUUCAAUAUCAUUUCCAACAUAAAUAAAAUAUAUUAUCGCAUCUUUCUUAAUGCCAAAUUUCAAUCAUUUUAUAUGCUUAUUGAAUCACGAAGUAUUAAGUUGACUCAAUAUAUUAAAGGGUUAAGGAGUAUAUUAA
This is a messenger RNA of Zingiber officinale, 2192 nucleotides long. RefSeq names its product ATP-dependent DNA helicase Q-like 1. The record is from RefSeq and is a predicted model, not a curated record. Gene Ontology annotation, molecular function: nucleic acid binding; four-way junction helicase activity; 3'-5' DNA helicase activity. Bases 165 to 1946 code for a protein of 593 amino acids. The transcript has 12 exons. NCBI's taxonomy places the organism in Eukaryota, Viridiplantae, Streptophyta, Magnoliopsida, Zingiberales, Zingiberaceae. Gene Ontology annotation, biological process: double-strand break repair via homologous recombination. Gene Ontology annotation, cellular component: nucleus; cytoplasm; chromosome.